AUGAACAGUAGUUCAGGAGUAGGGGCUCUAGGUGCAAGCUCUUUAGCUCCGCACUCAGCUGCCUUCCCUCUUUCUCCAUUUCCUGGAUUCCCUUCUUCUUUUGAGUCCGAAUGCCGAUAUGGUCAGAUAGGUGGACAGACAGUAAACGGCUCUUAUAACACAACUUCUGGGCUGCAAUGUUACCUCAGAGACUCCAAUUGCCUUGCUGGAACGUUCUCAGCCCUUAGGCCCGAUCUAAUCUUUUUGAGUCAGACGUCAGUUUUAGCCGAACUUAUUUCCACUUCACGCGAAAUCCGUACUCAAGGAUCCUCUGGACAUUCGGCAAGCCGACUGCUGGCCGGAGCAGAGGAGCCUGCAUUUUCUUGGUCGCCCAGCCUCCCACAAUCUGGUGGGGAAACUGGAGCUGAAUCCGUACAACCAGUAAUUCAAGCUUGCCAGAAAUUUGGUAACACUGGCCAUUCCGUCCGACUGCCCUCUCCACUGGCAUUCUACACACACCAAGCCAAUUUACUUAACACCUUGGGCCGGCUACAGCGUGACGUGGCAACUGUGCCCCGACCGGAGAAUCAAUUUGUCAAUUUAGUCUGUAAUGUCAACCCCAUAAAAAUGACUAAAAAUGGUCAGUCCCUUUUAUCACGCAGAUAG
This is a messenger RNA of Protopolystoma xenopodis, 645 nucleotides long. The record is from the annotation of a GenBank genome assembly. NCBI's taxonomy places the organism in Eukaryota, Metazoa, Platyhelminthes, Monogenea, Polystomatidea, Polystomatidae.